This is a messenger RNA of Spodoptera litura, 2478 nucleotides long. RefSeq names its product T-cell immunomodulatory protein. Gene Ontology annotation, cellular component: plasma membrane. The record is from RefSeq and is a predicted model, not a curated record. Lineage: Eukaryota; Metazoa; Arthropoda; Insecta; Lepidoptera; Noctuidae.
UAACGUCAUUCGUUAACAACUGUUUGCUCGAGUCGAGGUUCGACAUAGAAAAUAAAUAUUGUUGACUUCUUUGUGAAAUGUUUCUUUAAUAACGCAAAAUGUUCCUCCAAAUAUUAAUUUAUAACAUUAUUUUUAGUGUCGUAUUGACACGUAGUUAUGCAAUAAGUGAUAUGACUGAGAGCUCUUUCGGAAAACACAAAGAAGGUGUUAUAGCUGCGUUUGGAGAUUUCAACUCGGACGAAUUAACUGAUGCCUUUGUUAUUAAAAAUUUCUCAAGCGUGGAUGUGUAUUUAGCUUACGAUAAGGAGCCAUUCUUGAGGCCUUCCAUAUAUUCUUGUAAUUUUAGUAACAUAAUUAUAACAAGUGUUGUGCCAGGCGAUUUUGACGGAGAUGCUUACAUGGACAUAUUGUUAACGACACAGAGUAUAAAUGAUACUUCUAAUUUACAUACGGUAAGAAUAUUAUGGGGCGGAGAGCCUACUCUGAACUGCUCUGAUGCUUUAUUUAUAAAGGCUAUCUCAGUAGGACAGCCAUUAGUAAUGGAUUACAACAGAGAUAUGAUUCUGGACCUUUUUGGAAUGAAUACACAAAACCAAAGAGUGUUUUGGGUGUUUGAUGAAACAAGAACAACACCGGUCGAAAAGCAAAUGGGAGAUGACUUGUUCAAGAUGAUAAAACUGCCACAUUCACACUCAUUUUUGGAUGUUAAUGAAGAUGAUGCUGCAGAUUUGCUUGUUACAACUACUACUAAUGUUGAAGUAUGGCUGAAUGAUGAAUUAGAUGGGUUCAGAUUUAACAAUAGUAUUGAACUACUUGUAGGCCAUCCAACUAUUUAUGGUCAAGCAUUGUUUCUAGAUGUUGCUCUCUCUGGUGAAUUCUUUUUAGUUAUUCCUGUUUGUUAUGACUUUCAAUGCCUCAAUAGUACUAUAUUAAUUUAUGAUAAUCAGAAGUGGCAUGACCUUCAAGUGGACUUCAAUGAUGGUAAAGGAACAUUAUGGCGCUUUGUACCCCCAAGAGAUGAAAUUUAUUUAGAUACUAUCACUAUGAGAAGUGGAGAUUACAAUAUGGAUGGCUACCCAGACAUCUUGAUGACACUAAGUCCUGUGAAUUCUAAUGAAACCAGGGCUUUUCUACUUCACAAUAUUCCGUGUAACUUGCCAGGUUGCAAGUUUUAUAGAACAUUUGAAGUACAAUGGGACAGGUUUGAUUCCUUUGGCAAAGAUGUUAUAAUGGCCACCUUUUACGAUUUCUACAUGGAUGGUGUACUUGAUAUAAUAUAUGUAAAGAAAAAUUCAACCACACUGAAAUAUACCAUGCAUUCAUUCAGAAAUGAAUUAGAAUAUGAUACAAAUUUCAUUAAAGUUAUUGUUGUUACUGGAUUGACCAAUGAGAAACUGCCAGUAAAUAAUAGAACUUUGUACAACAGAAAAGUCACAUUUGGCACCAAUCUACCAGGCCCCAAAAUAGGAUACAACACAUGGUCACAAGAAGGGACAUACAGAACAGGUGUUUGUGCACAACUCUCACAGUCUGCAUAUUUUUCGCUACAACUGCCAUAUUCCAUUUUUGGAUUGGAUCGUACUCCUAAUUUCGUAGACACUUUGAAUGUGGGCCUUUCAGGUUUUUCAAAAAGUUGGACUCAAAUUAUACCUAAUUCUCAGAUAGUUGUAAUACCAGCACCACCCAGUGACCCCUCCCAGUGGAAGGCUCAACUGUUUGUUACACCUAGUAAGGUAAUUCUUAAAAGUGUGUUUGUAUUGACUGCUAUCAUAGUAAUUAUUACUGGAUGUGUCUUAUACUUGCAUUGGAAAGAAAGAAAUGACAGGCAGGACAUUAUAGAAAUUGAUGAAAAGACUUAUGUUAAAAUUUGAUAUUUUAUAGGUACCUGAUUUAAUGUGUAAUCAUUAGGAAUAAUUAUGAUUUGUAGUAUUUAAGACAACUCAUAUGAUAAAGUGGCUGGACAGCCGGGUUCUUCAAAUUUUCACAUAGCUCAAUAAAAUUGCUUGUUUAAAAGUAUUAGAAAACUGCCAAAAGUUUCAUAAUGUAAAGAGAGCUAAGCAAUAUGACUUCAAAGUAAUAGAGCACACUAAAUAAUGAUUUGUACCUUGAGCACAACAGACUCUGAUUUAGAUAGUUUUCUUUUCACAUUAGCUGGUGAGUCUCUAAUUGUGUAUAACUUGUUUAAUAUUUCUUUUUUUUUAAACUGUCAAACACCAAGCGGUCACCGGUGACCGCAACCUAUUGUUCUAUAAUUGUGUCUAUAAUGAUGGUACUCGACGAGUUAAUAUACAUUAUGGAUUUAUUUGAAAACUUAACUACAGUUAUAAAAUUGCCUAGGACACUUUAGGGAUACAGUUAUCUGAAACUCAAUAUUCAUUGAUUGCAGCAGUAAGUGUGAUAAACAUGUGAAAUAAAAAAAUAAUUACACAAUAAAAAUCUCAACAUUUAUUUUAAAAACUAUAACAUAGAAAAAUGUUA